AUGUCGCGCAUUAAUGGCCUGUAUCCAAUGCCGGGUAACAUGUACCGCUCAGCACCCUCAGGACCGCGUCCCAGUUUCAAUACUAAGAGCUUUGCCUCGCCUGAGCCUGCAUCCAAGGAGGUAGUCGCGGAGGCUGCCCUUACUGUCAAUGAUCUAGCAUCCGUUAAGCUCAAAAAAGACAAGAAGAGCAAGAGGCCUGGCGCUGAUGCCAAUGGCAAGACUCCGAUUCCGCUUCCGCCCAAUGUGUCUGAGAGGAACAAGAAAAAGACGAAGAAGGCUUCUCUGGGCACUGAAGGAGGAAAUGAGAAUACAGAAACGGCUCCGGCAUCUGGUGCGCCUGGUGAUGCAGCGGCAACUGAGACCGAAGAUGAGGAUGAAUCCAAGCCUAAGAAGAAGAAAAAGAGGUCACUCAACGCAACAGUCGAGGACGAGGUGAUCGAAAUCGCUCCAUCGGCUGAUGCCACUUCAGCAACUACCGCGAAAGACAUCGAGAAGCCGAAGAGCAGUAAGAAGACGAAAGAUCGCGAUGGAGCUGAAGCCCAGCAGUCUGAGAAGAAGGCUGCCAAGAAGCGCAAACGCGCCAGCGAAGUCCCCGCCGAUACUUCUUCGAAAGCACCAGAGGAUACUGUCCUCGGCGGCGAGUAUUUCCAGAAUCUUGAGGCUGCCAUUGGCAGGAAGGUUGCCGACUUCGACUCGCCUCAGGCAUCAGCUCCUUUGACUGAGGCUCCUGCGAAGAAGAAGGCCAAGACUAAGCGCAAGCACUCAGAGAAUGAAGCAGCACCACUGCAAGAAGAGCAGAUGGGUGGUGCUCCCGUUGAGCCGGCCAUGGAGGUCACACCAUCGGAGGAUGUGUUGGCCAAGAAGGAUAGAAAGGAGAAGAAAGAGAAGAAGCGAAAGAGGCGCGAGAGUCAACAGGUACUUGCCGACACGGUAGAGCCGAGCAGCGCGACGGUCCAAGGCGAUCCACCCAAGCCCGUCCCGAACAUCGAGCAGAGGAAACCGAAAGCUGGCUCAUCCUUCAUCAAGGAGCCUAGGAACACGCCAAUUCCGCUCCCGUCCAAUUCUUCUCUGGGGGUAGCCAGCACCGCUGCAUCGCCACAUCGUACCCAGAAGAUGCGUGACGACCCGCAAGUGCUGGUCGUUGAGACAACUCCUUUGAGGAAGACCGUCGCGUCCAGUCUCUCACAGGCUACGACAGCUCCAGCUGGACAGAUCAAGUCAAAGAAAGCUCCCGCUGUCAAAGCCUCGUCUGCGAAACCAGUCAAUGGUAGUCAGCCUUCCGCAUCGGCGCCAGCAGCACUUCCAGAGCCUAAGGCAGUUCUUGAGAAGUCUUACGGCCAGACAUCACUCACUACUUCGAACCUGGAGCGUUACACGCAGCCACUUAGUGACCAGGCUAAGCCGCGCCCUCGUAGCGGUCGUUCGUCUUCAGUCUCAAGUACUUCUUCCAUGAGCAUCAAGGAGGCCUUCGCACGCGUGCCCAAGCCCUCUUCCACUCCUGUCACUAGCAAGACGUCGAACCCAUUCUUAGCGCCAGUCGCACAGGAGAAGGUUGAGAAAAUUGACAACCAGAAGGCUAACCUUCAGCUCUUCGACUCUACCCUUGCCGCCUUCCGAUCUUCCGUCAACAUGAUCGACGAGCAGGUCUACCUGAACCAACAUCUCGAGCUCCGCGCCGCCAACGACGCCGCCGGCCCACUCCCAUGCCUCAAAUCCGCCACGGGCUGUACUCCCAAAAAUGAGGAACACAUCCGCGCCUUGAAGGACUCCAACAGCAAGACCACACCCUCCUUCAUUGACCCGCACCAGCUCGCCCUGGACGUCUCCAUCGCCGCCGCCGUCGAGGCGGAGAAGUUCCUGCACAACGCUGUAGUUACUGGCAUCCCCGUGCCCGCUGGUGAUCUAGAGGGUACGUAUAAGAUCUACUGCUCAAAGUACACCGACACGCAUGCGGACAAAUACGGCUUCGGGCAGCGCAAAUUGGUGAUCUCGAAACCCGCGGGCUUUUUCGGCAAUACGUAUACUGCGCGCUUGAUCACGCCUCCGCGACCGAUGGGUUUUACCGUGCUAUCGUUCGAGGUCCCACCCAACGCGUCAUUCCGGACUAUCCGAUUGACGACCAGCGCGGACAAUUACACCAUGGAUCUCGUGGUUCUGGGCAACGGACACAUCCUCCUGCAAGUGGACAUCGGACUGUUCCUCACUGGCAGGCGCACCGCUACGGGCAUGGAGUUUGUUGGCAUCAAAGAGGGCGCGACAAAGUGGGCCGGACUAGAAGACGUCAAGACAGCCGAGAGGAAGAAUAUUCAGCGCAUGAAGGAUCUCGCGGAGAAAAAGGUGCGGGAGAAAGAGGAGAAGGACAAGGAGUGGGCUGUGCGAAAGGAGGAGCUGGCGAGGUUGAAGGCGAGUGGUGUUGAGUCGAGCCCUGUCAAGCCCGAGACUCCGACGAAGCCCAAGUCUACUGCUAAUGGCAGCUCCAAGACUCCCACCAAGUCUAAGACUACUACCGGCACCAACGGUGUCCUGAAGACUCCCACCAAGUCUAAAACUCCCGCUAAGCCCAUGAUGAGCGGCGCUCUCCCUUCCUCAAAGAAGCUCAAGACUCCAGUCGUCGACGGCGUCUCUCCGAGCCCGAAGAAGCGCGGUAGACCCACGAAUGCGGAGAUUGUCAGGCGUGCUAUGGAGGCUGCCGGGCAGACUGCGGCUUGA
This is a messenger RNA of Parastagonospora nodorum SN15, 2709 nucleotides long. RefSeq lists its product as hypothetical. Lineage: Eukaryota; Fungi; Ascomycota; Dothideomycetes; Pleosporales; Phaeosphaeriaceae. The record is from RefSeq and is a predicted model, not a curated record. The transcript has a single exon. The coding region runs from base 1 to 2709 and encodes 902 amino acids.